AAUGCGGAGUGGGACCCACAAUACCUACCGCGUAAAGUCCCGGGAAUGGGAGCAUCACAGAUUCACACAGUGACAGUGUGUGGUGUAAUCGUGUUGGGAACUUGGGUAGUUCGUUAGCUUUUGCAACCUAACUAAUUAAAGGAAGCAAGUCAGUGAGGAAGGAGCUUUUCUCUCUGCCAUUGACACCCCUUUAAUUUGACUUACUUUCCCCAUUUAUUUACUUGUGUAAUGUAGCCUUAAUUAAGGGAGAAAGUUUUCCUUCAAAACCACCACACCACCCAUCGAGUUCGAGGGUUGUUGUUUUUUUGCUCUAUUUUGAGAUUCGAGUCUUGAGUAAUAUACUCGUCAAGGAAGAAGAAGAAGAAGAAUGGGGUCAUCAUCGUGUGGAGCAAUGGAUGACUUCUUCAAGCAGUGUGAACAAUCUGGAGACGCAGCUUACGCGGCCUUAAAAUCUCUGCUGGAGAAGCUCGAAGAUCCGUCCACCAGAACUGAAGCUCGGAUCUUCCUUUCCAAUCUACAGAAGCGCUUUGAAAAUGAGGCGGCUUCCGAACAAUGCUUCCACGCCUUCCAUUUCCGUAUCCACGACAUUCUUCUUGGUGGUUACCAAGGUUACCAGAGGAGGAAGAAAUUGACAAUGAUGGUGAUUCCAAGUAUUUUUGUCCCAGAGGACUGGUCCUUCACUUUUUAUGAAGGACUGAAUAGACAUCCUAACUCUAUAUUCAAGGACAAGACAGUUGCCGAACUUGGUUGUGGAAAUGGAUGGAUAUCCAUUGCACUGGCUGAGAAUUGGUCUCCAUUAAAGGUAUAUGGCCUUGAUAUAAACCCAAGAGCCGUAAAAGUUGCAAAAAUAAAUCUGUACUUAAAUGCUUUGGAUGAGAAUGGACAGCCUAUUUAUGACGGAGAAAAGAAAACUUUGCUUGACAGAGUGGAGUUUCAUGAAUCUGAUCUGCUUUCUUACUGUAGAGAUCAUAAAAUAGAACUGGAACGAAUUGUUGGUUGCAUACCUCAGAUUCUUAAUCCGAAUCCAGAGGCUAUGUCAAAGAUGAUUACAGAAAAUGCAAGCGAGGAAUUCUUAUAUUCAUUAAGUAACUAUUGUGCACUUCAGGGUUUUGUUGAGGACCAAUUUGGAUUAGGUCUAAUAGCUAGAGCUGUUGAGGAAGGAAUAUCUGUCAUCAAACCUCUGGGGAUCAUGAUCUUUAAUAUGGGAGGGCGUCCAGGACAAGGUGUGUGUAAACGCCUGUUUGAACGUCGUGGUUUCCGUGUCACAAAGCUUUGGCAGACCAAAGUUAUUCAGGCUUCUGAUACAGAUAUUUCGGCCUUGGUUGAAAUUGAGAAGAAUAGCCCUCAUCGUUUUGAGUUCUUUAUGGGGCUUGGUGGUGAUCAACCUAUCUGUGCUCGAACAGCCUGGGCCUAUGGGAAGGCUGGUGGCUGUAUCUCACAUGCUUUAUCAGUCUAUAGUUGUCAACUUCGUCAACCAAACCAUGUGAAGGUAAUAUUUGAUUUUAUCAACAAUGGGUUCCAAGAGGUCAGCAAUCCAUUGGAUUUGACUUUUGAUGAUGAUUCCGUUGCCGAUGAGAAGAUUCCGUUCCUAGCUUAUCUUGCCAGUGUGUUGAAAGAAAGCUCAUUUCUCCCAUAUGAACCUCCAGCUGGAAGCACCAGAUUACGUAAUCUUAUUGCCGGGUUUAUGAAAACAUACCAUCAUAUUCCACUUAAUACUGACAAUGUUGUUGUAUUUCCAUCAAGGGCUGUGGCAAUUGAGAAUGCUCUUCGAUUGUUCUCACCACGGCUUGUCAUCGUUGAUGAACAUUUGACCAGACAUCUACCGAAACUAUGGUUAACCUCUCUAGCAAUAGAGGCUGGAUGUGAUGUUGAGCCUUCGGAGGCUGCUGUUACAGUUAUUGAAGCCCCACGCCAGUCAGAUCUGAUGAUAGAGUUGAUAAAGAAGUUGAAACCACAGGUUGUGGUCACUGGGAUGGCUCAAUUUGAGGCAGUUACGAGUUCGGCUUUUGAGCACCUUUUAGAUACCACAAGGGAGAUUGGAUCUCUUCUUUUCUUGGACAUAUCUGACCACUUUGAGCUUUCUAGCCUCCCUGGUUCGAAUGGGGUACUGAAAUAUCUUGCAGGAAAUAUCCUGCCCUCACAUGCAGCAAUUAUUUGUGGUCUAGUUAAAAAUCAGGUAUAUUCAGAUCUGGAAGUAGCUUUUAUCAUUUCAGAAGAGGAGUCCAUUUAUAAGGCAUUGUCGAAGACGGUGGAGUUGCUUGAAGGGCAUACAGCUUUAUUUAGCCAAUAUUACUAUGGUUGUCUUUUCUAUGAGCUUCUAGGCUUUAAGCUUGCUGAUCGUCAUCCACCUGCACAGAGGGAAUGUGAGAAGGCAAGAACUGUUGAGAUGAUAGGGUUCACUAGUUCUGCCAUCUCUGCUCUUAAUACUGGUGAGCUAUCUGUUAGUGGGUUACAGAACUCUUCAGUAAUUCACAUGGAUGUAGAUCAGAGCUUCCUCCAGAUACCUGCACCUAUAAAAGCUGCCAUCUUUGAGAGCUUUGCAAGACAGAAAUUGGCUGAGUCAGAAAUCGAUGUGAAUAUUGGCAUCCGACAGUUUAUCAAGAACAACUAUGGAUUCCCAACUGACGGGUGUAUAGAAGUUAUAUAUGGAGAUUCCCCUCUAGCUCUUUUCAAUAAGAUGGUACUUUGCUGCAUACUGGAAGGUGGAAACUUGUGCUUUCCUGCUGGCUCAAAUGGCAAUUAUGUUUCUGCUGCCAAGUUUGUGAAUGCAAACGUUCUGGAUAUCCCAACCCAGUCUGAAGUAGGAUUUAAGCUCACAGAGAAGGUACUAACAAGCUUCCUUGGAACGGUGAAGAAUCCUUGGGUUUAUCUUUCAGGUCCAACAGUCAAUCCAACAGGCUCUCUUUACAGCAAUGAAGAGAUGAGAGGAAUAUUAUCUGUAUGUGCCAAAUUUGGGGCAAGAGUGUUGAUUGAUGCUUCUUUCUCGGGAUUGGAAUUCCUCACUGAGGGUUGGGACAUGUGGAAUUUAUGGGAUAGUUUGUCGAAAUUGAAUUCCCGAUGCAACCCAUCUUUUUGUGUUUCAUUGCUUGGUGGACUAUCUUUUGAGAUGCUGACUGGUGGCCUUACAUUUGGGUUUCUGGUUCUAAAUCAGCCUCAUUUGAUUGAUGCAUUCUAUUCCUUCCCAGGAUUAAGCAAGCCUCACAGCACCGUCAAGUAUGCUAUAAAAAAGUUGCUAGGUCUUAGAGAGCAGAAAGCUGAGAAUCUGUUGGAGGCUGUUGCGGGGCAGAAAAAGAUUCUGAGUUGUAGAUUUAACCGCUUGAAUGAGGUAAUUUGUUUGCGUUUUCAGAUAUCAGAACCUUUAGGCUUUUUGAUAUUUUUUAUUUCAAAUUAUGGUAUUAUAUUCAGGUUGAAAAAGUUUGAAACUUCGAUAAUUAUUGAUUAGCUUCCAGAUUAACUGAUCACUUGGUUGGCUACUUUUGUAAAGAAAGCAUGGACCUGCAACCUUGAGCUUAAAAGGGACACCUCCAUUGGGUUAUGUAACAAUGACAUGGAGAUUUGUCUUGGCAUCCUACAUGGAAACUGGAUGUAUUACAAUGACAUGGACAUGUGUCUUGAAGUUCUACAUAGCAAGCUAAACUUGACAUGCAGAUUACUUUUUAUAUGCAAAUAUAAUUAUGCCUUUCCCUAUGGAUAAUCGCCUAAAUGUACAUGCAUAGUUUACCUGUAGAAUUACAUUAUAUGUUCUUACAUGCACAGUACCAGUAGAAGUACAUUAUAUGCUCUUGCAUGCACAGUUUACAUGCAUAAACUUGUAAAUUGUCACAUACCUACCUGCAUGGAUACAUAAGUGUGUACCAAAAUGUCUAUUUAUGUAAUGCCUGCAUUCAGUUGCCAACUGCACAUGGUGUAACAGAAGCUUCUGAUUGGAAAAGGAGAAAGAAUAAAAUAAAAAAUAAAUAAAUAAAAAAAGAGAAGAAGAAAGAGGACAAACUUUUAUGAGCUUCACCGGUGAAACCUCUUAGGUUUACAGCUGGAGGUCAGCAAGACUAAUGGGAAUGUUGGAGACACUAAAAAACCGGCUUAUGUUUCAUGUCUCAUCUGGAAUUGAGACUUAAAAUUUAGGUCGCCUUCAGAUUUUUGUUGGUAGGAAGUGUUUUAAAAGUAUCAGAAGGAAAAUGAGUCAUAGUUCAUUCCACAUAUAUGCUGGCUAGAUCUCUACAAAUAUGAUAGUUCUCCAACGUUGGGACUUCGUAUGGUCUUGGAUCAAUUUUUAGUACCUGUCCACCACCUACCCCUCUAUUUCCCCCUUUCCACUCCUUCACACAGAGCUUGUAGGUGGUUCUUCACAAUGGUGGUGGGAGGACCGGUGGGGUUUUGUGGACCUCUCCUCGUGAAAAGAGUGGUGUGGGUCCAAUGGUUUCUAGUGACUAAGAAUCGCCACCUAGAUUAGGUUCUAGGACUCAUUGCUAAUUGAAAUUGGAAUGACUUCAUCCGAACUGUCUAACCACAGGUUAGGGUUCGUGUCAGGUUGCGGUCCGAGAAAGGGGUUAGGCACCUCAGUUCACCCGGUAAAACCGGAUUUUAACCCUAGGUAAUUACACAUUAUUGAAUGGACUGGCUAGGUUUGUACACACAUAUGCAUCAAUAUCACAUACACAUUGAAAGGAAAGCAUAGCCAAAAAAUGUAAAAGGAAAGGGGUAAAAUCCACAUACCCAUAUCCAGCUGCUCUCCACGGUUAGUAUACUGAAUGUAAAACAAACAUGCUGAUAUGACAUGUGAUGCAGAUUCUUCACCAAACUAGGCUUGUUUUAUUAGGAAUAAGC
Messenger RNA from Macadamia integrifolia, 4824 nucleotides. Its product is annotated as methionine S-methyltransferase. The record is from RefSeq and is a predicted model, not a curated record. Bases 368 to 3442 code for a protein of 1024 amino acids. Gene Ontology annotation, molecular function: methyltransferase activity; pyridoxal phosphate binding. The transcript has 11 exons. Lineage: Eukaryota; Viridiplantae; Streptophyta; Magnoliopsida; Proteales; Proteaceae. Gene Ontology annotation, biological process: biosynthetic process.